Molecule: messenger RNA, 942 nt
Organism: Rhineura floridana
Lineage: Eukaryota; Metazoa; Chordata; Lepidosauria; Squamata; Rhineuridae
Exons: 4
Coding region: 24-740 (238 amino acids)
Source: RefSeq, a predicted model, not a curated record
UGCUGCUGCUGCUGCUGUCAACGAUGCUGUUGGCCGCUUGCCUCAUUUUGUUCUCCACAGCGUUACCAGCCCAGUUAUUCUUCCUGUAUCCAACUCAGCAGUUCCAAUUUGUGGACGUUGGAGGGACAGCACAGAUCUCGUGUGCUUCUACAGAAAAAAUUGAAGAUAAUGGAUUAUCAUUCAGCUGGUACAAAGGAAGAGAACAUGGGAUGCCUGUUUUAAUCAAGAGUUGCAGUGAUAACCAAACUGCAGGCAAAUUUGCUUGCAAAGCUAAAGGUCAAAACACCACAUUGGAGAUCUCGAACGUCCAAACAUCCGAUUCUGGCCUAUAUUUCUGUGCCCAAAGAUAUUCCAGCAGCCUGUAUUUCAGCAAUGGCUCGACCUCGCUGAUCAUUGGAGACAGUUACACCCCGAGCACCUGGGUGAAGCUUUUGCAACCCUUUGCACAAGAUCCACCUGCCCGGUUCGAGAACCAGCACGCUUGCGUGGUCCAUGGAGUGUCCAGCUUAGUCCAGGUGUCCUGGGACGUCCCCGGAGAUCUCCGGCAUGAGGCCAGGACCCUUUUGGUGAAAAACAGCAGUGGCUCCUUAACCUUCAUCAGUUUCCUUCAUGGCCCUCUGGAUUCGCCCAUCAGUGGUGAAAACGUCACUUGCGAAGUCAGGUUCAACUCUUCGGGCCCCAGCGUGAAGAAGAGUGCCGUAUUCAAUGCACCUCUCCUUUUAAAAAGAAUGCUGCAAUAAAAGCCUUGACAACCAGACUUUAUCCGUCUGUUCCAACCAGAUUUCAUUUGUUGCAAGGUAGUUCUGCAUACUGGGUCUGGGAAAAAGAAAAAAGCAAAGCAGUCAUCUAGGGCAACUCAGACAUCGUGAACAUUUAUUCAGAUUCAAUGUUGCUGUUUUUACUAGAAUGUUGUCUCUGUUGCAUUAAAAGUUUUUAAUUUUU